AUGCAAGAGAAGAAGUUUAUGCUUGAGGAGCUAGCACAGCUAAAUGAUGGAACAUGUGUUGAUUUGGAGCCUAUAAAAAACAAAGAAGAUGGUUCCUACAGCCUAAUCAAAGAUGAAAUUGAAGAUUUCAUUUCAAAGCCUGCUCGAACGCACUCAAAGAAAAGCAGCUUUUUUGAUUCUGUGCCAAGUACAGAGCUGAAGAAGAGCAUUGAAGCCAUCCUGCAGAUGAGGAAUAUCCAUGAAGAAAUAUCCAAGAAAAAUGCACGGUACGAAUUUGAUAGGAAAAUGGCUAGAAUUAGAAAAAUCAAAAGCAAAACAUACAGGAAAAUGAAGAGAAAAGACAAGAUUAAAAAGGAAGAAGCGUUGGAAGCGUGCUUUGAAGAGUCAAGCAGAUCGGAGGAGACAAGCUCCAACAUUCAGGAGUUCAGGCCAGUCAUAUCUUUUGAGAAAGACAAAAAAGACCCAUCAAAUGAAGAGGAUUAUGGCCAGUCGCCCAGUGACGACUCAAACGACUCUGCUCGGGGUCUUGUAGACAAGGCCUUUGAAGUGCCAGGGUUUGAAGGCAAUGAAAAGGAAUUUCUACUAGAAAAAGCUAAAGUGGUGCAAGAAGAUGCGCCGCAGAUUAUUGAGCAUUGCCUUCCAGGUUGGGGCGACUGGGCCGGCGAAGAUAUUGAAUUUCACAAAAAUAAAUUCAACACGACCAUUGAGAAGAAGGAUGGCAUUAAAAUGUCAGAUAGGCAGGACUACAGGAAGAGCAAUGUUAUUAUUAACGAGCAUGCCGAGAUAAGUGACAAAUACAAGAGCACGCUCCCGUAUGGAUACUCACAUGAGAACUAUAAUGAAAAACUGAAGACGCCGAUCAGCCUUGAAACGACGUCCUCUAAAAUUUUCAACAGAUUUGUCAGGCUAAAUAAAAAUGACAAUGCGGCAUUAGGAGAAACCAUUAGGCCUCGGGAAUUUAAUCCAGAAUACUGA
Molecule: messenger RNA, 975 nt
Organism: Vittaforma corneae ATCC 50505
Lineage: Eukaryota; Fungi; Microsporidia; Nosematidae
Exons: 1
Coding region: 1-975 (324 amino acids)
Biological process (GO): rRNA processing
Cellular component (GO): small-subunit processome; nucleolus
Source: RefSeq, a predicted model, not a curated record